AAAUCACCACCGAGAUCCGAAACGACAAAAAAAUUUGUGCCUAAUUUUGUAAUGAAUUCCAUAGAGUCAACAAACAAAGAUCCUACGAAAGUUUACGAGUCAAAAGUUAAAGGCAAAGUCAUAUUACUUGAUAAUCCUUUAAAAACUUCUGAGGAAAAGAAAAAACGAAUCAAAUUAAGAAAACAAAUCAAAGCCAUGAGUGCAAAAGAAAAAAGAGAAACUAAGAUAUACGAGAUUCCAAAGGAAUGCCACAAGUAUGAAAUUUUUAUUCCUUUAAACGAACUCUGGCUUCAAUAUAUGGGAGAACUUAAUGGAAAUUCAAGUCCAGCCGUUUUUGCACAGAAAUUAUUAAAAGCUGAUUUUCAUGGUGCAAUUCUCACAG
Messenger RNA from Acaulospora colombiana, 382 nucleotides. NCBI's taxonomy places the organism in Eukaryota, Fungi, Glomeromycota, Glomeromycetes, Diversisporales, Acaulosporaceae. The record is from the annotation of a GenBank genome assembly.